This is a messenger RNA of Hippoglossus stenolepis (Pacific halibut), 2722 nucleotides long. RefSeq names its product serine hydroxymethyltransferase, mitochondrial. Gene Ontology annotation, molecular function: mRNA 5'-UTR binding; serine binding; cobalt ion binding. Gene Ontology annotation, biological process: regulation of oxidative phosphorylation; L-serine catabolic process; protein homotetramerization. Bases 109 to 1659 code for a protein of 516 amino acids. The transcript is spliced from 12 exons. Gene Ontology annotation, cellular component: mitochondrial inner membrane; mitochondrial matrix; nucleus. Lineage: Eukaryota; Metazoa; Chordata; Actinopteri; Pleuronectiformes; Pleuronectidae. The record is from RefSeq and is a predicted model, not a curated record.
UCUUCCUUCAAAGACGUGAACCAUAUGAUUUACAACUUGAAUCCCUUUUAUCAGGGACCAGUGUCCUUGGCUCACUUCCAGUUGUGAUGUUACUUUCACCUUUGCACCAUGAGAGUGUUUGUGUUUUCCCAGCGCUCUGCUGUGACAGACAUGUUUUCCUUCAUGCUCCGGAAGACAUUUUGGCCCCUCUUCCCCAGGGUUUCGGGAUGUUUGGGCCGAGAUUGCCAAACCACUGUGGAGUCAUGCAGGCGAGGCCUCAGCAGCUCCAGUGGCUGGACGGGGCAGGAGAGCCUGGCCCAGGAUGACCCAGAGAUGUGGAGCCUCCUGCAGCAGGAGAAGGACCGGCAGUGUCGCGGCCUGGAGCUCAUCGCAUCAGAGAACUUCUGCAGCCGUGCAGCGCUCGAGGCCCAGGGCUCAUGUCUGAACAACAAAUACUCUGAGGGCUACCCAGGACAAAGGUACUAUGGAGGUGCAGAGGUAGUGGAUCAGAUUGAGCUGCUGUGUCAGAAACGAGCGCUCGACGCCUUUGGUCUGGACCCCAGUGUGUGGGGCGUCAACGUCCAGCCAUACUCCGGCUCCCCCGCUAACUUUGCAGCCUACACAUCUGUACUUCAGCCUCAUGACCGCAUCAUGGGCCUGGAUCUGCCUGACGGAGGACACCUUACCCAUGGCUACAUGACAGAUGCCAAGAGGAUCUCGGCCACCUCCAUCUACUUUGAGUCGAUGCCUUACAAGCUGGAUCCCAAAACAGGUCUCAUAGAUUAUGAGCGGCUGGAGACGACGGCCCGGCUCUUCAGGCCCAGACUUAUCAUCGCAGGAACCAGCGCCUACGCUCGCCUCAUCGACUACGCUCGCAUGAAGAAGCUGUGUGUGGAGCUGAAAGCCUACCUGCUGGCAGAUAUGGCUCAUAUCAGCGGCCUGGUGGCAGCAGGGGCUGUUCCAUCCCCUUUCCACCAUGCUGACCUGGUCACAUCCACUACCCAUAAGUCCCUGCGCGGAGCGAGGGCCGGUCUGAUCUUCUACCGCAAAGGCGUGCGCUCUGUGGAUAACAAAGGUCGGGAGGUGACCUACGACCUCCAGGACAGGGUGAACUUUGCCGUGUUCCCUUCGCUUCAGGGAGGGCCUCACAACCACGCCAUUGCCGGGGUGGCCGUCGCCCUAAAACAGGCGUCCACUCCCAUGUUCAAACAGUACAUCAGUCAAGUGCUGCUGAACGCCAAGGCCAUGGCUGACGCUCUGCUGAAGAGAGGCUACACCCUGGUGUCAGGUGGAACCGACAACCAUCUGGUCUUAGUUGACCUACGACCUUGCGGGAUGGACGGGGCUCGGGCCGAGAGGGUCCUGGAGCUGGCGUCCAUCACCGCCAACAAGAACACCUGCCCAGGAGACAAGAGCGCCCUCACUCCAGGAGGACUCAGGCUCGGAACUCCAGCUCUGACGUCCCGACAGUUCAACGAGACAGACUUCAAGAAGGUUGUGGAAUUUAUUGAUGAAGGGAUUCAGAUCGCACUGGAUGUGAAGAAGAAGACUGGAAACCUGGCCAGCUUCAGGUCCUUCCUGCUGCAGGACCCAAAGACAGUGUCACGCAUCUCAGAGCUCCGCCAGCGGGUGGAGCUAUUCUCAAGACCCUUCCCCAUGCCAGGAUUCACUGACCACUGACAACACCCCCUCACGACCCCAUGGACAUACUGGAUCCUUCAGACCUGCUCUAAUGUCAUGUGUCAGUAUUAAGACUGGUCAUAAUGUUAUUUUAUCUUACAUAAAAGGAAGAUUCCAGUAUUACACAUUUAUUAUUUUUAAUGGUUGUAAUAAUAAUAAUAAUGAUGGUUAUUAAUAAUUAAAUAACUUAGUAAAGGCUGUAUUAUAUUGUUGUAUUACAUAUAUAAGAAUUUAUAUGUCCAACCAUAACUCAUUCUUUGGGCACCUAUAAACAGAGGCUUUUUUAAAAUGCUAGUGAUUAUUUAGUAAAACACUUAAACAUGUCCCAACAUAGCUAAAUUAUAACACGUUAUAAUUCAAUUAUCAAAUACUCAUAUAGUGCUGAUUAAUGCUAAAUAAGGAAACUCAUGGUAAAGUGUUACCUCUGUGUUUUAUGCUCCUUAUGAAGCGAUACCAUAAUAAUGAAAGGAUGUUACAGCAGGUUAUCACACUGCCAGGUUUAGUUGUAUUAGCAUCUCAUUCAGCAGAAAUAUAUAAUAAUUAGACUUUGACUACUUAUUACAGUGCUGGGCAAAAAAGAUGGACUACUUUGAAAAGUAAUGUUUGAAACUACUAAGUGUGGGAAACUGUUUGUUUGAUGACAAGAUUGAUAAUGCUACUCAUUUACAUGAAGUUGGAAUUCAUUUGAUAAAAUACUGUACUCUGCUGUACAUUAUCUGGCAGUUGAUAUAUGGACAUGUUUCCUCUUGAGAGACAGGACAGCUAAUAGACGACUGUAAUUCUACUUAUGUAUUUGGCUUUUUGUCACCAAACUCUUUUAAGGGCCCUUGUCGACGUCAGGCUUUGUCCCGGAGCCUGGGAAACUCACAGCAGCUGCGUUGGGAAUUGAAACACACUCACAGUUUACACCGGUUUGCACCCACAACAUCACAAACCAGAUAUCCAAACAGUUAUACAAACUCCAAUUCUUUUGGUAAAACGUACUAAUGUCACAUACUUUACCUACACUUUGAUUUGUAAUUGUUAAGGAUUUGCAAAAUUGAAAUAAAAAGUCUGAAUAGAA